Molecule: messenger RNA, 4718 nt
Organism: Alligator sinensis (Chinese alligator)
Lineage: Eukaryota; Metazoa; Chordata; Crocodylia; Alligatoridae
Product: disintegrin and metalloproteinase domain-containing protein 18
Exons: 37
Biological process (GO): cell adhesion; binding of sperm to zona pellucida; proteolysis
Cellular component (GO): plasma membrane
Molecular function (GO): metalloendopeptidase activity
Source: RefSeq, a predicted model, not a curated record
GGGUCUCGUGGGUGUUCAGGCCCUCCCCGUCUCCCGCGACGGCUGUCGGUUGCUAAUCGUCCCCGUUUCGUUGCUGCGGACGCGCAGGGCCGGGUGUCCUACGCCCUGACGAUGGACGGGAAGCCGUACACCGUGCACCUGCAGCAGCAGCUCUUCAUACCCAGCGAGUUCAGGGUCUACACCUACAACGGACAGGGGUCGCUGCUGUCCGACUUCGCAGCCGUUAAGGCUGACUGCUACUACCAAGGAUACAUUGAAGGUGUCCCGAACUCAGCUGUGACGCUUAGCACCUGCUCCGGGCUCAGAGGGCUGUUGCAAUUUGAGAAUGUCAGCUAUGGGAUUGAGCCGCUGGAUUCCUCAUCUGGAUUUGAGCACCUUGUUUAUCAAAUAAAAAACGGAUCCACCAAAAGGCCGCUCUUUGAGAACGAUGACAUGUUUAGAGAUGGAGAGCAGGUGACCGGAGAGGUGUCCCGUACCCUGCACGUUGAAUUAGCAGCUGCCAUUAAAUCGGCCAGAUAUCUGGAACUGGCGAUAGUUUUGGACAAGGGUUUGUACAACUACAUGGGGCCAGACAAGAACGUUGUAACGCAGAAAAUAGUUCAGCUCAUUGGCUUUGUCAAUAGCAUGUUCAGCCGCCUUAACGUGACAAUCGUUCUGUCUUCCCUGGAGUUCUGGACAGAUUAUAACAAAAUCAUUACAACAGGGGAAGCUAACGAAUUACUACAUCGAUUUGUAAAGUGGAAAAACUCCCAUCUUGUCCUGCGGCCCCACGACAUGGCAUAUUUACUUGUGUACAGGGAUCACCCUCGUUAUGCGGGGACAACGUUUGCCGGGAAGAUGUGCGUCAGCAACUAUUCUGGAGCCGUUGCGCUGUACCAAGACAUGGUGACCCUGGAGAGCUUUUCCGUCAUUGUUGCCCAGCUGCUGGGGCUGAGUCUGGGAAUGACCUACGACGAUGUGAGGACCUGUCAGUGUUCUGGACCCACCUGCAUCAUGCACAAGAAUGCCAUACUGUUCAGUGGUGUAAAAAGCUUCAGUAGCUGCAGCAUUGGAGACUUUGAAACCUUUAUUAAACAUAGCGGAGGACACUGCCUUUCCAAUAGGCCGCAUUUGAAUCCAUCCUACAAGAGUCCAAGCUGCGGCAAUGGUAUUAUAGAAGAUGGAGAGCAAUGUGACUGUGGCUCCGCACAGGAAUGCACACAGAAUAGAUGCUGUACUACGGGGUGUAGAUUAGCAAGAGGCGCGCGGUGUGCUACUGGGUUAUGCUGCUAUAGUUGUCAGAUAAAAGCAAGGAACAGGAAAUGCAGAGAGAGGGUGGAUAAUCAAUGCGAUCUCCCCGAGUUCUGCAACGGGACCUCAGCGUUCUGUCCACAGGACGUCUUUGUCCAAAAUGGGCACAAAUGCGAGCGCAACGCCGGCUACUGUUACAACGGGUAUUGCCAGGCUGCUGACCUCCAGUGCCAGAGAAUCUACGGGAGAGGUUCCAAAAAUGGCCCUGAUGCCUGUUACGAAGAAGUCAAUAGUCAAACCGAUAGGUUUGGCCACUGCGGAAAUGAUCCAAACAUGGGAUACAAAAGCUGCAGCUGGAUGAAUCUCAAGUGCGGGAAGUUAAUUUGUACCUAUCCAAUUCGUGUUCCAUUUAUUCAAGAAAACACGGCUGUGAUUUAUGCUCAAGUGCGUGAGGAUCUGUGCGUGUCUUUAGAUUACAUGCAGCCAGCCACAGCGAAAGACCCGAUGAUGGUGAAAGACGGCACAAUGUGUGCUACUGGCAAGGUUUGCAUAAAUGGAAAGUGCCAGGUAGAAGGCGUUCUGGGCUACGAUUGCAAUCCAGCAACAAAGUGCAACGGACACGGGGUGUGCAAUAACAAGAAAAAUUGCCACUGCGAUCCUGGCUGGCAGCCUCCAAAUUGCCAAACCAGAGGAUCCGUGCUAGGCGGAAGCAUCGACAGCGGACUUCGCUUUUUGGGCUCUGAUGAUGCCCUGGAGCGAGCUGCCCAGAGGACGAUGAAGAAUUGGCUGGUGCUGGGCUUCUGCCUCUUUCUGCCUGUCCUUGUCGGCGCUGCCCUCAUGGUUGCCAAGCGGAAGGAGCUCAGCCAGCUGUGCGCCGAGGAGGAGUCCCAAGGCGAUGAGGAGGGAGAGGAAGGAGGUGCCAGGCUGGGGAUGCGCCUUUCUCUGCACCCCCUGGGACGGGCUGCGCUGGUGGCUGAGGGGGCCUGUGGGUCUGGUGCUGUUGUGGGCAUUCCCAAGAUCUCCUACGUGCUUACAAUAGAAGGGAAGCCCUACACCGUUCACCUGCAGCAGCAAGUGUUUUUACCCAGCGAUUUCAGGGUGUAUACUUACAGCAGACAAGGUGCCGUGCACGCUGAAAUCCCAACUAUUAAGCGUGACUGCUUCUACAGAGGAUACGUUGUUGGUUUCCCCAGUUCGGUUGUGACUCUCAGCACCUGCGCUGGACUGAGGGGGGUUCUGCAGGUGGAGAACGUCACCUACGGCAUCGAGCCCUUGGACUUGGCGCCUGGGUUCCAGCACUUGAUGUAUCGGGUCUGGAACGAGGACAUUGAGAGUCAGCUCUUUGUGGAGAACAACACUCUUUCAGGGGACGGAGGAGUCAUACUUCAGCCAGACGCAGGAAGAGACGCUAUACCAAUACAAGGCCUCAGCAAAUCCCCCAGAUAUGUGGAAAUGCACGUGGUUGUGGCUAAGGCUCUAUACGACUACAUGGGCUCCGACAAGGAGGUGGUGACAGAGAAGGUCGUGCAGCUCCUCAGCUUUGUCAACAGUGUGUUUGCCCCUCUCAAUGUGACCAUCAUCCUGUCGUCCCUGGAGCUGUGGGUGGACGAGGACCAGAUGGCGACGGCAGGGGAAGCCCCCGAGUUGCUGUGGAGGUUUCUGCGGUGGAAGAGCCUGCACCGCCCGCUGCGGCCGCACGACCUCAGCUACCUGUUGGUGUCCCGGGAGCGGCCAGAGCACGUGGGGGCCUCCUUUGCAGGGCAGCUGUGUCUGCGCAACUACUCGGGAGGGGUGGCCCUGUACCAGAGAGCAGUGACCCUGGAGACCUUUUCAGUCGUCGUGGCUCAGCUGCUGGGUCUGAGCCUGGGGAUGACCCUCGAGGACCCCAGGACCUGUCGCUGCGCGGGAGCCACCUGCGUCAUGCACCCCGGCACAGUAGGUGCCAGCGGCCCCAGGGCCUUCAGCGCCUGCAGCAUCCGAGACUUGGCGAGGUUCCUGGCGAGCGAGGAUGGACGCUGCCUCCUGAACAGGCCGCACAUGAACGUGUCGUACCGGGCGCCCGUCUGCGGCAACAAUAUCGUGGAGCCCGGGGAGGAGUGCGACUGUGGCUCGUCAUGGGAGUGCCAGAGGAGCCGGUGCUGCCAGCCCACCUGCAGAUUCAGAAGCAACAUCAAAUGUUCCACUGGGCUCUGCUGCUGGGAGUGCCAGUUCCUGCGCAACGGUACGUUAUGUCGAAGCACUGUGGAUGGCGAGUGCGAUCUCCAGGAGUACUGCAAUGGAUCCUCUGCGGCCUGCCCGCCUGACUUCUGGGUCAUGGAUGGGCACCCGUGCAAGCGGCAGUCUGGCUACUGUUACAAAAGCAGGUGCCAGCUGGCCGACAAGCAGUGCACCCAAGUGUUUGGGAGAGGGGCAAAAAGCGCACCUUUGGCUUGCUAUGAAGAAGUCAAUAGCAAAAACGACCGCAUGGGGAACUGUGGCUCCCAGCCGACGGGGUACCUGAGCUGCCUGGCGAGUGACUUCCUCUGCGGGAAGCUGGUGUGUGAGGUGCCGCUAAAAAAGCCCUUUGUGAAGACGACAGCAGCCGUCAUCUAUGCCAGGGCCAAGAGUCACCUGUGCGUCACCCUGGACUACAUGCAGGAACUGGGCAAGACGGACCCCAUGGCGGUGAGCGAUGGCACUGUCUGCGGGGACAAGAAGAUCUGCAUAAACCGGAAGUGCGUGGAUGUUUCUGUCCUGGGCUACAACUGUGACGUGGCGGCCAAAUGCAACAAUCGCGGGGUCUGCAACAACAGAGGAAACUGUCACUGCGAAUCUGGCUGGAUGCCGCCCGACUGCACUGUUAAGACGAAAGCUGGCUUUGGGGGAAGCAUCGACAGCAACUUCAGAAGCAGUCCGAUCACCGACGGAGUCCACAUGACCACCGUGAGAAACUGGCUGCUGCUGAGCUGCUUUCUCUUUCUGCCGGUCCUGAUCGGUUUUGUCAUCCUGGUGAUGAAGCGCAAGAAGCUGGCACAGUGCUGUGACAAGGAGGAGCUGCAGGCUGACAACCUAGAAGACGUGGGCAAGCCGGGAGAUCCCAGGUAAAUGUCAGCUGUCUAACAGUGCCGUAGGCCCGGAGCACCGGUUGCUUUGCUGUUAGUAUGUGUCAGAUGGACGUGUCGACAGCUUUGCUCGGGGGGCUAGGCGGUUGCCCCCUCGAUCCGAAAGGCGCUGCUUUGAUCCUGAAGGGCGUAGCCCAGAGGAGCUGAGGGCCCGUGCUGGGAAUUUCUAGAGGCAGACAACCCGAGACAUGUUUGGAAGACGGGCCGCGAGAAGGAUGGAGCAGCCCCGCAGGGCUUCCUGCAGAAGCGGGUGCCUGUUGUAAUGAGUGAGCGUGGUGUAUUUUCUCCUGAGUGGGUGCCGCAGCUUUGAGUGGGGUGUGUGUUUUGCUGAGAGUCCCACUGGGAGUCGGCGGUGGUGUCUGAUAGCCCUCUUCCCUGCCCAGUGAG